Messenger RNA from Thyridium curvatum, 417 nucleotides. RefSeq lists its product as uncharacterized. Gene Ontology annotation, biological process: chromatin remodeling; positive regulation of transcription by RNA polymerase II; negative regulation of transcription by RNA polymerase II. Bases 1 to 417 code for a protein of 138 amino acids. Gene Ontology annotation, cellular component: negative cofactor 2 complex. The record is from RefSeq and is a predicted model, not a curated record. The transcript has 4 exons. Gene Ontology annotation, molecular function: TBP-class protein binding; protein heterodimerization activity; core promoter sequence-specific DNA binding. Lineage: Eukaryota; Fungi; Ascomycota; Sordariomycetes; Thyridiales; Thyridiaceae.
AUGUCUGACCAUGAGUUUGGAGGAACCGAUGACCUUUCAUUGCCAAAGGCUACCGUCCAGAAGAUAGUGACUGAAAUUCUGCCUCCCGCGACAGGUGUUUCUUUCUCCAAGGAGGCUCGUGACCUGCUCAUAGAAUGCUGUGUCGAGUUCAUCACCUUGAUAUCCUCAGAAGCGAAUGAGAUAUCCGAAAAGGAGGCAAAGAAGACCAUCGCUUGCGAUCACAUCACCAAGGCUCUUGAGACACUUGGUUUCUCCGAGUACGUCCCGGCGGUCUUGGAGGCUGCGGCAGAGCAUAAAGAGGUCCAGAAGGGACGAGAGAAGAAGGCCAACAAGUUUGAGCAGAGUGGAAUGAGCCUCGAGGAGUUGGAGCGGCUGCAGGCCGAGCAAUUCGCUCAGGCCGCCGCCAGACAUUCCUAG